AUGUCAUUUUUUAUACGCAUUUCAAGACCUGAUUCUGCUUCACCUUGGGGAUUCUGUAUUCGAGGGGGAAGAGAUUUUGAUCAACCACUUAUUAUAUCUUCUGUGAGUCUUGGAAGUCUGGCAGAUAUCAGUGGCUUACGUACUGGAAUGCGUGUUUUAUCUAUUGGCGGUGAUCCUACUAGCAAAAUGACUCACCAACAAGCUAUUCAAGCAAUUAUACGUUGCUGCAAUGAUCUGGAAAUGGAGGUCUAUGAUACUGGUUUAAAUAAUUCUGGCUGUUCUACACCACUUCAUCAAAUGAACAUGUCUAUAACACAAUCAUCACUAAGUAUUGAACUUCAUAAACCAACAGAACCACUAAAACCGCAAACAGUUAUAUCUAAACUUGUUCAUAUUGGUACAAAUCCAAUAAUAACUCGUUCUCAUUCACCUAAUGGAAUAACAAUAAGAUCAUACAGUCCAAACUCAAUUACACUACAUAAUCGGAUAUUGGCUGAAAAACUAGAUUCAAAUCGUACAUCACCAAUUUACACACCACAAAAUAAUAUAAGUUUAAAGUCAUGUUAUUCAUCAUCAUAUAAUCUGUGUAAAUAUAGUACGAUGAAUCAACCACAGCCUAAUAUCAAAAUUAACGCAAAACCAGAUAAUUCUUUACUAGGAGGAGUGAUACGUUCAAAAGAUUUUAAAAUUAAUCCUAUAUGUCAUGUAUGUCAACAACAAAUACACGGACCAUUUAUCGAUACGAAUGACAGAUGCUUUUGUCCAAAUCAUUUCAUAUGUGAUUAUUGUCAUCGACCACUAAACGAAGAUGGUUUUGCUGAACAGAAUGGAAAAUUAUACUGUGAAGAAGAUUUUAAACAAUAUAUUGCUUAUAAAUGCACCAAGUGUAAUUUACCAAUUAUUGGUCAAAUUAUCAAAGCAAUAAAUCGAACAUGGCAUCCAUAUUGUUUCAUUUGUUAUUACUGUCAAAAACCAUUAGAUGAUAUAUUUCAUAUAGAAGAUGAUAAUCGUGUAUUAUGUGAAGAACAUUGGAAACAAUUUCAUGAGAUCGAAUGUGCGAAGUGUAAACAAUCCAUUUCAGAGAUCGACCGUUUUAUUCAAGCUUGUGGAAAACAAUAUCAUGCAAGAUGUUUUAGUUGUGCUGCAUGUCAAAAACCCCUUGAAGGUAAACCAUUUCAUACUAGAAAUCAAAAACCUUUCUGUCUCAUACAUGCGAAUGCAGUCGCACUAUUUGGUUGAAUAAAUAAUCUUAAUAAUUUUAAUGAAUUGAAUGACGGUGACCUGCGUUAUCUACCGUUCAGUGUUGGUUUUCCCAGAAGUAUUUUAAUUGUAUUGAAAAUGGAAUUAGAUGGUUGUUAUAUCACGCUAGUCAGGAAAAUCAGCAUAUAUUUGUGUACUGUCCUUUGAAAUGGUUGAAUCCUUUAGUUUUUCUUGAGAAAAUUUAGAAAAUUGACCCUUAUAUUUUUGCACAAACACUGAUAUAUUGAUGACUGUCCAUCGUUUCAACCCAAUUAUUCAACUUUUGUGUGAAAUUUAUAAAAUAAGUUUCAGAUUAGCUUACCUUUCAUAUAGAAAUAACAUGAUUAGUAUUUUUAGUAUGCAUUUUGAAUAUUUUUAGUAUAAGUAAAACAAUUUGUCAUGAUUUCGUUUCAUUUUUAUAGUAUCAGUAAAUAAGUAGUAUUCAGUUAUCUAGGAUAUCAUUUAUUUUAAUAAAAUUAGAUAUUUUCUUGUCGUUGAUUACGAAAAUCCAAGAAAUGUUUGAACUGCAGUCAGAUUCGAAUGAUCAGCCUAAAUGUUAUCUGUGUCAUGUACUACUUUCUAAAUAAACAAUCAAGUUGC
Messenger RNA from Schistosoma haematobium, 1839 nucleotides. RefSeq names its product LIM domain-binding protein 3 (gene LDB3). The coding region runs from base 1 to 1239 and encodes 412 amino acids. NCBI's taxonomy places the organism in Eukaryota, Metazoa, Platyhelminthes, Trematoda, Strigeidida, Schistosomatidae. Gene Ontology annotation, molecular function: muscle alpha-actinin binding; actin binding. The record is from RefSeq and is a predicted model, not a curated record. Gene Ontology annotation, biological process: actin cytoskeleton organization; muscle structure development. The transcript has a single exon. Gene Ontology annotation, cellular component: adherens junction; stress fiber; filamentous actin.